UUGCCGAUGAUCAGCUGGAGCCCGAGGGAAGCUCCGCCGAGGCGCUGGCGGUGGGACGGCCAGGAGGCAGUAUAACUGGCGUCCGGCCGCUGCUCACCUGGAAUAUGCAGCGUGGACAUGGGCGGGCGGGCUAAACCUUGGGGUCGGACACUGGAGGACGCGAGCCGGGAUUCUGGUUACGGGGGCGCUGCCGACUCGGUACGCUCUUCCUCCACCAGCCUCUCGCUGUGCUGUUCCCCGGCCACUCAUGGAGCGGAGCCCCGCGGCGUGGGGACCGGCGGUGGCAGCAGUAGCUGUGGCUCGGUGAGCGGGACUCUGGCCGAGGAGGCCGACAUGCUGGAGUGCCGGCUGCCCGAGCCCGAGGAGCUGCCUUGGGUUCUGCCGCAGCUGGUGGCGGUGCUGGGCUCGGUACAGCAGCAGCAGCCGCCGGCUGAGUGUCCGCGGGACGCGCUGCGCCGCCUCUCCUGGCUGAUAAGCCGGCCGCUCCUGCGGGUCUCGAGGGAGGCGCAGCGGCUGAGCCUGCGGUACGCCCGGUGCGGCCGGGCCGAAGUGCAGAGCGCCCUGCGGGCGGUGCUGUCCUGGCCACUGGCCCGGGGCUGCGUGGAGGCCGGACUGUCAGCCCUCUCCCUCUACAACAUGAGCUGCUGCCGCGGCUUCAGCCAGGGCAAGUCGGUCAGGUGUGGCCUCACCCUAUCUGUAGGUAGCUUCUUCAGGUGGAUGGUGGAGAGCGGACUGGCCCCGCGGGUCCAUCCGCACGCCGCUAUCUACCUGACGGCUGCCAUGGAGAGUCUGCUGAAGGAGCUGAUGCUGCGGAUCCUGCAGAGCGGGGAGGCCAGCUCGAAAAUCAACGUGGAAGUGAUCGAGCAAACUGUCAACAACGACCCGGAGUUCUGGGGUAUCUGCCAACCCUAUCUGCACCUCCUGUGUGGCAAAAAUGCACAAGGAAUCCUGAGCCUGCCCGAGACCCUGAACUUGAACAGGGAGAUGUGCAAGUCUGAAGGAACACCAAUGUACAGUCAGUCUGAACUCCGAGCUAUUGAACAGUCCUUACUGGUCACCCGUGUGGGAAGCAUUGCUGAACUCAGUGACCUGGUUUCUCGGGCGAUGCAUCACCUGCAGCCGUUGAAGUGGACCCAGUGUGGGAACGGAACGCCAGUCCACCAUAAACAGGGACCACUGCACUGGGAGUCCGAGGCACUGUAUACCCUCUGCUACUUCAUGCACUGUCCACAGAUGGAAUGGGAAAACCCGAAUGUGGAGCCGUCCAAAGUCAGCCUCACUACAGAGAGGCCGUUCCUGGUACUGCCGCCUUUGAUGGAGUGGAUCCGAGUGGCUGUAGCCCAUGCUGAACACCGCAGAAGUUUUUCCAUCGACAGUGAUGAUGUGCGACAAGCUGCCCGCCUCUUGCUUCCUGGAGUUGAUUGUGAACCUCGCCAGCUAAAAGCUGAUGAUUGCUUCUCUGCCUCCCUGAAACUCGACGCAGCAGCGACUGAGGCCAAGUUUCACCAAGGCCUGGGAUUCCGCAUGUUGAACUGUGGCAGGACAGACCUGGUCAAUCAAGCCAUUAACCUUCUGGGACCUGAUGGCAUCAACACCAGGAGUGAGCAGGGUCUGAGUCCACUGAUGUAUGCCUGUGCUCGGGGAGACGAGGCCAUGGUCCAGAUGUUACUUGAUGCCGGGGCAGAUGUAAACUGUGAGGUUCCCAGCCCAACUCACAAAUAUCCGUCUAUCCCUGUGGAGACACGACACUGGACUGCCCUGACACUGGCUGUGCUCCAUGGCCACAUUGCUGUAGUUCAGUUGCUGCUCGAUGCUGGUGCGAAUGUCGAAGGGUCUGUCGGACAAGGGGGUGAGAAUUACUCUGAGACCCCCUUGCAACUGGCAGCUGCAGCUGGUGUGCCAUGGAACCUGCACUCGUGGUUGUUAUCCCUGAACACGGCAUUCCUGCAACACCGCAGACUGGUCAUCCAGUGUAUCCUGAAGGAGUUCAACACUAUCAAGGAGGAAGAGUACAGUGAUCAGCUCCUCCUGCAGGGUCUACCACUCCUGUUUCAGAUCCUGAGAGCCAGCAAGAAUGAAGCAAUCAGUCAACAGUUGGCAGGGAUUUUUGUCCAGUGUUAUGGCCCUUACCCAAUUCCCAAGUUUACAGAAAUCAAACGGAAGCAGAUUUCCCGGCUAGAUCCUCACUUUCUGAAUAACAAGGAGAUGUCUGACGUUACGUUUCUCGUGGAGGGGAAACCGUUUUACGCACACAGAGUGUUGCUGUUCACUGCCUCGCCCAGGUUUAAGAACCUACUUUCGAGCAGGAUGUCCUCGGACAAUGCAUCCAGUAUUUUCAUCGAAAUUGGCCACAUAAAGUACAAUAUAUUUAAGAUGGUGAUGCAGUAUCUUUACUACGGUGGUACGGAGACACUGCAGAUUAGAAACAGUGAUAUAUUAGAGUUAUUGUCAGCAGCAAAGUUUUUCCAGCUUGAGGUUUUACAGCGACACUGUGAGCUCCUAUGUACGAAAAUCAUCAUUGUUGACAACUGUGUGGAAAUGUAUAAUCACGCCAAGUUUGUUGGAGCUGUUCACCUUUCUGCGUUCUGUGAAGGAUACUUCCUGAAGAAUAUGGUCUGUCUAAUGGAGAACGAAGCUUUCAAACAAUUACUGUACUCCUCUGUGGAGGAGUCACAGGGACAUGAUGUACUACAUGAUUUAGAGACUACACUGGCAGCGAGAAUCCAGUCAAUACAUCUGUCAACCUCAAAGGGAUCCAUCGUGUGACCCAGGCAUAUCAUUGACUUGUUUGGUUUCAGACAUUAUUGGUUAAGCUUCGAGUCUGAUGAAAAGUAACUGCAUCUCGCUAAGAGGUGUAGGAGCGAAUGACAGAAUCGGGAUGGGUUCCAUUGCAGCCCUCUGUGCUCUACCUUUUACUCUGUACAAACAUAUUCCAAGUGUCUCUCCAAGAUCCCCCAUCGAUAUCCUUUUAGAUUCACAGCCAGCAAAAGCACAUUUACUCAGCUCCUGCAGGAGCUAUCACUUAACAAGAGUUUGGUGCAUCAACAAGGGGUUAGAGCGUGUCCCGGACACCGCAGUGUCUGUCUCUUAACCUGUUUCAUAUUCACCGUGAAGCCAUUGCCUAGAGAGAGGGAUGGCGGUCAGGACAAGUCAGGAAGUGUUUGACAGUUUUGCACGUUCUGUGCAUGAGGUGGUUUAUAAGUGAAGGAUGAAUAUUCAGAAAGUGAAGUGUUUCCUCUGGACCCAGAACCAUGCACCAGCCUAGCCCAGCUCAGCAGUAGUUGAGGGAGACAGUGGCACGAUGGUAAGGAGCAGUAAUCAGGGGCCCAGGCUAAUGUUCUACAGUCACCGGUUCAAAUCCCACCACGACACCGAGUGGAAUGUGGAUUCAAUCAAUUAAUAAAAAAAACACUUAAUAAAUCUGGAUUUGAAUGUUAGUCUCUGAUGGUGAGCAUAAAACUAUCAUCAAUUGUUGUAAAAACCUGACUGAUUCACUAAUUUGCUUUGGGUCCUUACCUGGUUUGGUCUACAUGUGACUCCAAACCCACAAGAUGACUCUUAACUGCCCUCUGACAUGCCCUAGCAUUGCCACUCAGUUCAAGGGCAAUUAGGGAUGGGCAACAAGUACCAUUCUUGCUAGUGAUACCCACAUCACAUGAAAAGAAUAAGUUCCCGAUUCAUAGCUCCCAGGAGCUGAGUUGUGGAUUCAGCCGUUCGCUUGGUUUGUUUCAUUUGUUCAAUCUCAGACUGAAGAGCACCUUCUGUUUUGACUGGACUCGAGACAUUAUUUUUGGAAAUGCAGAAACUGCAGCCCAGGGCAGAGCCACUACAUGUGUGAAAUUAGAGAGUGAGUCUGCUCCAUUUGAAAUAAAAUAUUCAGACUCCAAUGA
Messenger RNA from Rhincodon typus (whale shark), 3890 nucleotides. RefSeq names its product BTB (POZ) domain containing 11b (gene abtb3b). The record is from RefSeq and is a predicted model, not a curated record. The coding region runs from base 118 to 2766 and encodes 882 amino acids. The transcript is spliced from 15 exons. Lineage: Eukaryota; Metazoa; Chordata; Chondrichthyes; Orectolobiformes; Rhincodontidae. Gene Ontology annotation, molecular function: protein heterodimerization activity.